Messenger RNA from Nerophis ophidion (straightnose pipefish), 4923 nucleotides. RefSeq names its product cadherin-12-like. NCBI's taxonomy places the organism in Eukaryota, Metazoa, Chordata, Actinopteri, Syngnathiformes, Syngnathidae. Gene Ontology annotation, molecular function: calcium ion binding; cadherin binding. Gene Ontology annotation, biological process: multicellular organism development; homophilic cell-cell adhesion; cell-cell junction assembly. Gene Ontology annotation, cellular component: plasma membrane; adherens junction; catenin complex. The record is from RefSeq and is a predicted model, not a curated record. The transcript has 12 exons. Bases 571 to 2952 code for a protein of 793 amino acids.
AUGUUAGCCUUCUGUACGUGAGCAUAGGUCUAGUAAAAAAUGUUAUGAAUAUGAAAUGUAUACCUGUAUAUUACCUUAAAAAACUUAUAUGUCAAUAUUAGCCUAAGCUAAAAAAAUAUUAAUGUAGGAAAAGUUAGCAUGCUAACAAUUACCAUGCAUUAAGUAUGACCUUAAUGAGUUUACAUGCAUAAUUUGCAAAAAAAAGCCAACAUGCUAAUGUUAGCAUGUUAGCAUGUUAGCAUGUUAGCAUGCUAGCAUUAACAUGGUAGCAACAUGCUUGAUACACCAAUAUAUGACAUGUUAGCAUGCUAAUUUUGGCAUGUGUAAAGGAACAAAUGGUGUGACCAUGUAAAAUGUGUGUUAAAAUGCCUUUUAAUGUUAGCAUGUCGCUUGCUAAUUGUAGCAUGCUGGCAAGUGGUUAGCAUUAGCAAGGAAAACAUUGACUUUUUUUGAAAGAAAAGCGAAAACUGACUCCAACUUACUUGUUGGCCGUUUCUCCGAAGGUGCCGGACAAAGACGACUGGGACCUUGGAACACUUCCGGACUUCCCCGCACACCCUUUGGUCCCCGAUGAGCGCAUGGAAACAUACAGUCGUAUUCCUGCUGUGCUCCGGUUUACUGCUGGACCAAAGUCUCCCAAGUCCUCUUCGGUCUUGGCGCCGCUUCAGGACGGGAAGCGGGGGGACACGUUUCCAGGGCCGGACCAGGCUGGGACACGGGACGCCGCGUAUGAAACGAGGAUGGGUGUGGAACCAGUUCUUCGUUCUGGAAGAAUACACGGGUGUUGUCCCGCAGUAUGUUGGAAAGCUCCACACUGACUCGGACUACGGUGACGGUGCCGUUAAGUACACGCUUUCAGGAGAAGGAGUCGGCUCCAUCUUCACCAUCGACGAAAUGACCGGAGACAUCCAUGCUGUGACGAGGCUUGACAGGGAGGAAAAGUCCCACUACAUGCUCCGAGCCCGAGCCGUGGACCUCAGUACAAGUCUCCCUCUGGAACCCGAGUCGGAGUUCAUCAUCAAGGUGCAGGACAUCAACGACAACGAGCCUCGGUUUACAGACGGACCGUACGGGGCCACGGUCCCUGAGAUGUCCCCAACAGGGACGUUUGUAACACAGGUCACGGCCACAGACGCGGACGACCCCACGUAUGGCAACAGCGCGCAGAUCGUCUACAGCAUCCUUUACGGCCAACAGUACUUUUCCGUGGACACCAAGUCAGGGGUCAUCAGGACAGCUUCGGCCGACAUGGAUCGCGAAGAGAAGGAGCGGUACCAGAUUAUAGUGCAGGCCCAGGACAUGGGCGGCCAAUUGGGGGGACUCGCAUCCACGGUCACCAUCAACAUCAGCCUCGGGGACGUCAACGACAACCCACCGCGUUUUGUCAAGAGGGUUUUCCAUCUGCGGGUGCCGGAGACGGCAUUGGUGGAUUCGACGGUGGGUCGGAUUCUGGCCCGUGAUCUCGACGCAGGCAGAAAUGCCGAGGUGGACUAUCGCGCCCUACCAGGGGACGAGGGCGCCGUGUUUGACAUCCUAUCUGCCGGCCAAAGUCAAGAAGGAGUUGUUGUCCUGAAAAAGCCGCUGGACUAUGAAACCAAGACCUCGUACACGUUCAAGGUCGAGGCGUUCAACGCGCAGACGGAUCCCCGUUUCCUGCACCUCGGUCCCUUUUUGGAUUGGGCGACCGUCAAGGUCCAGGUCACGGACAUGGACGAGCCUCCGGUCUUCAGCAGAACCUGGUACCGCGUGGACACGUAUGAAGACACGCCGCCAGGGACCGUGGUGGCUUCUGUUACGGCACACGACCUCGACGCCAGCAGCAGCGCAGUCAGGUACUCGCUGGAAUGGCGAAACGAGUACGACGGCUGUUUUGACGUCGACGCAGUCGAUGGCUCCAUCUCCACCAAUGACUACUUGGACAGAGAGGACACGCUUCAGCACAACAUUACUGUGCUGGCGUUCAAAAUCGUAAACCCUUUGCUGUCCGCCAAAGUCUUGGUGACGGUCAACGUCCUGGAUGUCAACGAGUUUCCUCCUCAGCUGGCCUUUCCGCCGGACACCUUCGUGUGCGAAACGUCUCCCGUUGGACAGGUGAUCCAGACGGUCAGCGCUGUGGACUUGGAUCUCCCGCCCGUCAGCCAGAGGUUUUUCUUCAAGUUCCCCAAAGGCAUUCGCCACAGAAACUUCACUAUUCGCGAUUAUGGAAACAACACGGCCGGCAUCGUGACCCGGCGCUCUGGUUUCCGGCGGGAGGCGCAGGACACGUAUGCCCUCCCGGUUGUGGUUGAAGACAGCGGCUACCCCGUCCGCAGCAGCACGGCGACGGUCGCCGUCCGAGUGUGCGCCUGCUCCUCGGAGGGCUCGCCGCUCGCCUGCUCCGCCCGAGUCGUCGCCCUGCCCGCGGCGCUGGGCGCUGGCGUUGCCACGGCAACCGGGCUGUGCGUCACUCUGCUGAUAGUCCUCUCCGGCUUGUACGCCGCCCGAAGUCGCCGCCGACUCCCGGCCCCUCCUCCCGCGUCCAAGGAAGACGUGCGAGACAACGUCCUCCACUACGACCACGAAGGCGGCGGCGAGGAGGACACGCACGCCUUCGACAUGGGCGCGCUGCGGGCCACGCCCCUUGUGAAGGAGGCCGGUCGCUACGGCGACGGCGUCUUGCUGCAUCUGAGCGGUCGCCAUGACGACAUCAGGUCGCCCGACAUCCACCGGCACGCCGCGGGAACGCUCGGGGACUUCACGGACCGGGGACUGGGGGAGAGUCGGGACAGGUAUGAGGUUUCUCCUUUUGACUCGCCAGCCUCGCCCUCUGAAGUGGGCGCCUCGCUCCGUUCCUUGGAGGACUUGUGGGGGUUUGAGGACCUGGGGGGUUUCAGUUCCCUCGGGGACUUGGUCCAGCCUUUCAAGUCCCUGGCGAACGUCUUCGGGAGACCGACUGUGUCCGACCAGAACUGAGUCGGACCGGAGAAAUUACAUUAAAAUAUAUGACACUGAGGAGUAUACCUGCUGAAUUAGCUUUAAAAAAGUUAGCAUGCUAGCGUUAGCAUGCUAAAACGCCAACCGUAGCAAACAGAAAGAUAGCAUAUCGACAUCAACAUGCUAACAUGUAUCAUUUGUCAAUAGUAACAAAAUACCUGACGCUGAGGGGUAAAUUAGCUAAAAAAAAGUUAGCAUUCUAGCAUUAGCAUGCUAAAACACCAACCUUAGCAAACAAAAAGAUAGCAUAUUAACAUUGACAUGCUGAUAGGUAUCAUUUGUCAAAAGUAACAACAUAUUUGACGCUGAGGGGUAAAUUAGCUGAAAAAAAGUUAGCAUUCUAGCAUUAGCAUGCUAAAACACCAACCUUAGCAAACAGAAAGAUAGCAUAUUAACAUCAACAUGCUAGCAGGUAUCAUUUGUCAAAAGUAACAACAUAUUUGACGCUGAGGGGUAAAUUAGCUGAAAAAAAGUUAGCAUUCUAGCAUUAGCAUAAUAAAACACCAACCUUAGCAAACAGAAAGAUAGCAUAUUAACAUCAACAUGCUAGCAGGUAUCAUUUGUCAAAAGUAACAACAUAUUUGACGCUGAGGGGUAAAUUAGCUGAAAAAAAGUUAGCAUUCUAGCAUUAGCAUGCUAAAACGCCAACCGUAGCAAACAGAAAGAUAGCAUAUUAACAUCAACAUGCUAGCAGGUAUCAUUUGUCAAAAGUAACAACAUAUUUAACGCUGAGGGAUAAAUUAGCUGAAAAAAAGUUAGCAUUCUAGCGCUAGCAUGCUAAAACGCCAACUGUAGCAAAUGAAAAAGAUAGCAUAUUAACAUCAACAUGCUAGCAGGUAUCAUUUGUCAAAAGUAACAACAUAUUUGACACUGAGGGGUAAAUUUGCUAAAAAAGUUAGCUUGCUAACAUUAGCAUGCUAAAAUGCCAACUGUAGCAAACAAAAAGAUAGCACAUUGACAUGCUAAUAGGUGUCAUUUGUCAAGUAACAAAAUAUUUGGUAAUGAGGUGUAAAUUAGCUAAAAAAGUUAGCAUGCUACCAUUAGCAUGCUAAAAUACCAACCAAUACGUUACUCUGAAGUGUGUACCUGUAAAACAAAAGUUUAAAAUGCUAGCAUGCUAAUGUUAGCAUAUGUCAAGACUGAGGUGUAUGUCUACACAAUUAGCAAACAAAAAAAUAGCAUAUCAACAUCAACAUGCAAACAGGUAUCACUUGUCAAGUAACAAAAUAUUUGACGCUGAGGUGUAAAUUAGCCCAAAAAAGUUUGCAUGCUAGCGUUAGGAUGCUAAAACGCCAACCUUAACAUGCGUCAGGAACCAAAAUAUAUCACUCUGAGGUGUUUACCUGAAAAAAUAUUGUUUAAAAUGCUAGCGUGCUAAUGUUAGCACGUUUCAAGAAAGAUAGCAUAUCCACUACAUGCUAACAAGUAUCAUUUGUCAAGUAACACAAUAUUUGAUGCUUAGAAGUAAAUUAGCUAAAAAAAAAUAGCAUACUAACAUGCUAAUGUUAGCAUGUGUGAAGACUGAGGUGUAUGCCUACACAUUUAGCGAAAAGAAAGAUAGCAUAUCAACGACAACAUGCUAACAGGUAUCACUUUUCAAGUAACACAAUAUUUGACACAAAAAAAUGUUAGCAUGCUAAUAUCAGAAUGCUAACUAUUGGACAGAGGGCCGUUAAAAAAAAUAGGGUUUAUAAAAGGAAGUUUGGUCUCACUUUAGCGCGUCCUGAGCUGAACUGCAGGACUUCUCAGGAGACGAUACCGUCCUUGUAUGAGGAUGCAACAAAGUAUCUGAUACCGGUCGAUGAUAUCAAAUGUCUUUGGCGCCACAGAGUGAUUCCCACCGUCCAUUUUAUCAUUUUUAUUUUUUGUGUUGGCCAACAUUUGCAUCAUCUUGUUUCCAGUCUGAGAAGACAAAUGAAGUCUUGUCUUGUUAGCGAAGUCACAUGAGGA